AUGGUAGUUGGCACGGCCGUCGACGGAAGUGUAGAAACUUCUCGGAAAUGUGAGGACUGUAUUAUAACUGUUGAUGAUCGAGUCUUCCAAGUCGAUUUGAUUUGUCUACCACUUAAGAGGGUGGACGUGGUUUUGGGAAUGGAUUGGCUCUCUGCCAAUUCAGUGCUCAUUAAUUGUAAGGAAAGGGCCAUUAUGGUCCCAACUGUUGAAAAUGUCCCGGAAGACUCAAUGACUACACUAUUGGAAGGUACAAUUCAUAUGGUAAGCUGCUUAUAUGAUCAAGAGAAAAGUUUCAUUCUUUUUCUAGGAGAGGAUCCGAACGAGAAAUUAUCUGUCUCACAAAUUCCGGUAGUUUGUGAAUUUUUGGGAGUUUUUCUAGAGGGUGUCACUUCUUUACCUCCGGAGAGGGAAGUGGAAUUCUCUAUCGACUUAAUACCGGGAACAGCCCCAGUCUCUGUUUCUCCUUAUCGAAUGUCAGCGGUUGAACUUAGAGAGUUGAAGAGUCAGUUGGAGGAAUUAUUGUCCAAACACUUUAUCAAACCCAGUGUUUCUCCUUAG
Vicia villosa (hairy vetch) is the source of this 558-nucleotide messenger RNA. RefSeq lists its product as uncharacterized. The transcript has a single exon. Bases 1 to 558 code for a protein of 185 amino acids. The record is from RefSeq and is a predicted model, not a curated record. Lineage: Eukaryota; Viridiplantae; Streptophyta; Magnoliopsida; Fabales; Fabaceae.